This is a messenger RNA of Notodromas monacha, 2703 nucleotides long. The record is from the annotation of a GenBank genome assembly. Lineage: Eukaryota; Metazoa; Arthropoda; Ostracoda; Podocopida; Cyprididae.
AGAUCGUAUUUUGAAGUAUUUUUUUCAGCUGAAAAUCGCAUACAAUAUAGAUUUUUUUUCGAAGAUUUCCGGCAUUUUUAGAUUUUGCUUUGCAUCGAAAUGUCAAUAUUUACUCCGACGAAUCAGAUACGACUUACGAACAUUGCAGUUGUUCGUAUGAAGAAAGCAGGAAUACGAUUUGAAAUAGCGUGUUACAAGAACAAAGUCCAGGAAUGGCGGAGCAAAGUUGAGCAAGACAUCGAUAAUGUCCUGCAAACUCAUAACGUAUAUACCAACGUAUCCAAAGGACAGUUGGCGAAGAAAGAAGAUCUUGUGAAAGCAUUUGGAAUGGCCGAUUGCCCUAAGAUUCUUUCGCAAGGCGACGUUCAGAUUUCGGACAAGGAACGUGCUGCUGCUUUGGAAGCAUCUUACAAAGACAUAGCUAACACAGUUGCAGGUAGAUCCCUGGAGGUCGUGAAAAAGUUGAAGGAAAUUAUGCCGAUUGAGCGCGCCCAGAUGAGCAUCAAAAUCACUGUUCCAGUUAAAGACCUGAAGAAACUGAAAGACCACUUCUCGAAAAUCUGGUCGAGUCUCGAAUCUGAACAGCUUGAAAGUGACGUGAAUGUAUUCAUUUGUCUCGUGGAUCCGGGAAAUUUCAAAAAUCUCGAAGAGAGCGUACGAGAAGAAACUAAAGGAAGAGGUUCUAUCGAGGUUCUAAGUUUGAAAGAGGUUACUGAAGGAGAAGAGCAGCUUUCGUAUUACCGUGGCAUUAUACGAAUAUUUUCCCGCGUGAUGUCGAUAGUCGGGAACAGUGGUAGUUCGACUGAUGGUGUUGACGAUCCAAAGGGAAGUUUAUCCCGGAUGAAAAAGCGCCUUACGCUAGACCUUGAGGCCCCAAAAUCUGUUCGGAAGCAACGCGUGAACGAACUUCUUUCGACGCCGGAACUCGAUAAAUUAAAGUUGACCACUCCCGAACUCGAGCGCCUGAUUAUUCAGCAGUCUGGUUUGACAUCGCAGACUGUCGCGACUACCCCGUCGUCGUUUCUCAAUCCGAAAUUGGUAACUGAGGAAGAAGAGCAGUAUGUGAAGCCGUUCGAAGCCGCCUUGGCUCAGUUGCAUCACGACUCUGCUGUAUCGUCGUAUAGAUUCGCACAGACACCCUGCGAGCUUCCUCCGGAUCUGAAAGAUAUUCCAAUAUCACGAGCGAAAGACUUGCGGUCACCCAAGCGAGAUACGGAUCGUCCGAUUGUGUCAUCCGUCAUGAUGGACACCCGAUCAACAAUCCCUAUCGAAACAAGCUAUGGAUUCGGUGAAAUUGACGUAAAGCCAGAAAUCAAGGAAGAAGUACUAGAUUUGGAUUAUUCAUCAAUUGGCGAGGCUUCAUGCUCUGGGCAUGGAUCUUCCGACUCUAAUUCACCCGACCCUGGACGAGUAAGACGAGAAUCAGGAGUGUCCCCUAUUGAUAUGGAUGAUCAGGAAAUGAAGAAGUUGGAGAGGAAGAGAUUGCGAAAUAGAAUAGCGGCAUCAAAAUGUCGGCAAAGAAAGCUGGAAAGGAUUUCUCGUCUUGAGGAGCAAGUGAAAAAUUUGAAAGUGGAGAACGCCGAUUUAGCUGGAGUGGUUGCAAAGCUGAAGGAAGCUAUUUUUUCUCUGAAAGAAGAAAUCGUGGACCAUCUCCACGAAGGAUGCGACAUUAAGGAUUCUGCUCCGAACAUAUUGAACGCUGCAAUGUCUGGCUUGAAGCUGAUCAGCGAAUUGGAGGGGCACAAAGACCGCAUAUGGUGUCUUGCUUGGGAUCCUCUCGGCAAAUCCUUCGCCACAUGCUCGUCAGACAAAACCAUUCGUGUUUGGCACCAUCUUCAAGAUUGUGAACUUCGUCGAUGGGAAUGUUCAACUGUUAUUUCUGACGCUCAUCGGCGCACCGUUCGUUAUCUUUCAUGGUCCCCUUGCGGGCAUUAUCUAGCCAGUUCAUCCUUCGACGGUUCUGUCAACAUUUGGGAAGUCGAAGGCUCGGAGUUGAAGCCUUUUGCUACCCUCGAGGGCCAUGAAAAUGAAGUUAAAAGUGUGGCUUGGUCACACGAUGGAAAAUUCAUCGCUACAUGCAGUCGAGACAAGACUGUUUGGAUUUGGGAAAAUAUUGAGGAUGACGGGGUUCCGGAAUUUUCAUGCGCUGCUGUGAUUACUUCACACACGCAGGACGUGAAGCGAGUUUCGUGGCAUCCAAACCAGAAUAUUCUAGCUUCUGCGAGUUAUGACAACUCGGUCAAACUUUAUAAGGAAGAGCUCGAUGAUUGGAGUUGCGUCUCGACGUUGAAAGGGCAUGAGUCCACGGUUUGGGCUGUAGACUUCGACACAUCUGGUAAAUUUAUGGUUUCCUGCAGCGACGAUAAAACGUUGAAGAUUUGGAGCUCUUCAUCGGAAAAAAUUUCUGAAAAUUCGUUUGUCAAUACCGCCACGUUGUCGGGACUUCAUGACCGUCCAAUUUAUGAUGUGGCGUGGUCGAAAGUUUCGGGCUCAAUAGCGACGGCGUGUGGGGAUAACUGCAUCAGAAUUUUCCGAGUUGUCUGCGGCGAGACCGAUGACCAAGUGUUGAAUCUUGAGCUUCUUCGGAAACACACCGAAGCACACAACGGGGACGUGAAUUGUGUUGCUUGGAGUCCGACUGAUGCCGAUAUUUUGGCUUCGGUUGGCGACGAUGGAGUGAUCAAGAUUUGGCGAAUGGAAUGA